Pogona vitticeps (central bearded dragon) is the source of this 924-nucleotide messenger RNA. NCBI's taxonomy places the organism in Eukaryota, Metazoa, Chordata, Lepidosauria, Squamata, Agamidae. The record is from RefSeq and is a predicted model, not a curated record.
UCGGGCGGUCUCGCCUCGCCCCACUUCGAUUCCGGAGCGCCCGCAGGUUCACUGGCCCCAUUGCUUCCUUCUGCAUUUGGUGCGAGCUGCGGCUGGGGGCGCUCUGCCCCCUUUUCCAGGCUGGUAGGACCAGAGCCGCUCCCCCCCCCCCAUCAAUCACAGCCCGCCAUGGGGAGGAAUCCGGAGGACCAGCGCCUAAGCCACCCGGGGUUUCCCCUGGCGAGGAAGACCUCUUGGCUAGGCGCGCUCCUGGCAGCCGCCAUCCUGAGUUCAUGCUGCCCGUUGAGUCAUGCUCAGUCAAUGUGGAAAGUCAAAGUGGAACCAGCAAAACCGAACCAAGGGCAAAGCGUCACCCUCACGCCAGAAAACGCUCAGUUUCCUGGCCACACUGAUGUUUCUCAAUGCAGUUGGUACAGAGAGAGACUUGAUGCAAAUAGUGUCAUUAUUUCUCAGCAACGCAAUGUGUUUGCUAAGGGAGCUUCAGAUUUCCAACAGAGCAAAGGACCUGCCUAUACUGGGCGGGAGGAGCUGAUUCCAAGCUGCUCGCUUUUGAUCACGCACCUCCAGUUAAAAGACUCUGGAGUUUAUAAAGUGGUAAUAGAUGAUAAUGUUGCAGAAGCCGGGACAGCACAUCUGGAAGUCAUAGAUCCUACAAAGACCACCACAACUUCUCCAACGAUUGCUACAACUUUUAUAGUUACUACGAAGAAUCCUGUAACCGUCAAAACUGAAAGUGUCCCUCUAAGCAGCUUUAUCUGGAUUAUCACGUGCUUGGUCGUGAUUGUGGCACUGCUUCUAACUGUAGCGUAUUUUGUUUUCCAUGUCCGUCGGCUGAAGAACAUGAUGACUUCUGCCCAGCAAACAUUUUCCCCCUUUCUUACUGGCAAACCAGAAAGCUCCAAUGAGGCUAACAACAUCUAUCAG